AUGUCGAAGACCAAUGUCUUUCAUCACCUUCCAUUCUUGCGCCGUGCCCGUUCACAAGGCAUCGCCUUAGGCAAUCGCCGUCUAUAUUCGAACGCCAGUGGCACUUCAGCACUCACACGCAGUCAUAUCACCGCCUGGGUUCUCACGGCAUCUCUUGCUGCAGGAAUUGCUGGAUACAAACUUGGCCACAUUGGGGCCAGCUCAACAUUCACCUCAUAUACCAUUCCCGGCGAGAAGCCGCGCUUUGGUACUCCUAGAGACUUCCAACUCGCUGUCGUCGAACUGAAGAGGGCGUUCGCCAGCGACUCCGAAGACGAAGCGCAGGUGUCAACUGAUCCAGAGGAAUUGGAAAGACAUGGCUUCUCGAUGUACGAUUAUCACCCCAGUGCAUUCCAUAAUGUGGUGGUGUACCCUCGUUCGACGGAGGAUGUAGUCAAGAUCGUGAACAUUGCCCGCAAGUAUCUUAUGCCCGUCAUUCCGUAUUCCGGGGGAACCAGCGUCGAAGGGCACACACGUGGGCAUUCCACGGGAGGGAUCUGCGUCGACAUGUCCCAAAUGGACGCGAUCAUCGAGAUCCACGAGCAGGAUUCUGACUUAGUAUGUCAACCCGGGUGCCAGUGGAUGGCCAUCAAUGAGGCAUUGCAGAAGAAGGGAAUCCCGCUGUUCUUCCCCCUCGACCCUGGACCUGGCGCGACAAUUGGAGGGAUGCUCAGCACCGGUUGCUCGGGAACCAAUGCCGUCCGUUAUGGAACGGCAAGAGGCGAAUGGUUCCUCAACGCUACCGUAGUUCUUCCAUCUGGUGAAGUCAUCAAGACGCGCAGCCGCGCGCGCAAGUCGUCUGCCGGGUUUGACUUGACCAAGCUUUUCAUCGGUGCAGAAGGGACGCUGGGGAUCGUCACUGAGGUGACGAUUCGCCUGGCCCCCGUUCUGCCUACAACGGUCGCGAUCGUGCAUUUCCCCGAUGUGAAGCAGGCCACCGAAGCUGUUACUGACGCCCUCAACCAAGGCGUCGGCAUCCAAUGCGCGGAGCUCGUAGACGACCGCUUCAUGCACGCCACCAACCUCAACGGCAUGUCAAUGCGCAAGUGGCCGGAAAGGGACAGUGUAUUCUUCAAGUUUCAAGGCCCCUCCCCGGCUGCGCUUCGGGAUACCGCCCAAGUCGUAAAGCGCGUGGUUGAGAGGCACGGCGGCUUCGGAUUCACGCUAGCGAAGGACGAGAAGGAGGCGGGGACUCUGUGGGCUGAUAGAAAGAACGCGCUGUUUUCGACGCUCGCGCUGGUGGAUGACCCUAAUGUACGGAUUUUGGGGACUGAUGUGUGCGUCCCCGUCUCGAACCUCCCCCAGCUCGUCCUCGAGACGAAGGAGGACCUCGCGAGGAACAACAUCCUCUUCACGAUCGUCGGGCACGUUGGCGACGGCAACUUCCACGCCGCGAUCCUCUUGCACAACACCCACCGAGCGUGUCGCCGUCGUAGAGGCCGUCCACCGCUUGGUGGAGCGCGCAAUUGCGCUGGACGGCACGUGUACGGGCGAGCACGGGGUGGGGAUUGGGAAGAAGCAAUACUUGAGGAGGGAGUUGGGGGAGGGCACGGUGCAGUUGAUGAAGAGGAUCAAGGGGAGUGUGGAUCCGCUGGGGCUGUUCAAUCCCGGCAAGGUAAGUGGGCUUUCGCCUGUCUUUGUUUAGGUACGAGCUAA
Messenger RNA from Pleurotus ostreatus (oyster mushroom), 1695 nucleotides. RefSeq lists its product as uncharacterized. Gene Ontology annotation, molecular function: D-lactate dehydrogenase (cytochrome) activity; FAD binding; D-lactate dehydrogenase (NAD+) activity. Lineage: Eukaryota; Fungi; Basidiomycota; Agaricomycetes; Agaricales; Pleurotaceae. The transcript is spliced from 11 exons. Bases 1 to 1695 code for a protein of 564 amino acids. Gene Ontology annotation, cellular component: mitochondrion. Gene Ontology annotation, biological process: lactate catabolic process. The record is from RefSeq and is a predicted model, not a curated record.